This is a messenger RNA of Lutra lutra (Eurasian river otter), 3717 nucleotides long. It is a transcript of the gene ZNF282, whose product is annotated as zinc finger protein 282. The record is from RefSeq and is a predicted model, not a curated record. Gene Ontology annotation, biological process: regulation of DNA-templated transcription. Lineage: Eukaryota; Metazoa; Chordata; Mammalia; Carnivora; Mustelidae. The coding region runs from base 122 to 2080 and encodes 652 amino acids. The transcript is spliced from 8 exons.
CCGAAGGGGACUGUUUGCUCCUACGGGCUGUAGAUGGAGCUGUCCGGCCCCGGCGAGGGGGAAGGCGCCUGGAAAACGUUCUUCUCCCUGGCCGGCCCGAGCGGGGAACAGCACUCCCAGGAUGCAGUUUGUGUCAACACGGCCGCAGCCUCAGCAGCUGGGCAUCCAGGGCCUGGGGCUGGACAGCGGGAGCUGGAGCUGGGCCCAGGCUCUGCCCCCGGACGAGGUGUGCCACCAGGAGCCGGCGCUGCGCGGGGAAAUGGCCGAGGGAAUGCCGCCCAUGCAGGCUCAAGAGUGGGACAUGGAUGCUCGGCGACCGAUGCCUUUUCAGUUCCCGCCCUUCCCAGAUAGGGCACCUGUCUUCCCUGACCGCAUGAUGCGAGAGCCCCAGCUGCCCACGGCAGAGAUCUCUCUCUGGACUGUGGUGGCCGCCAUUCAGGCUGUGGAGAGGAAGGUGGAUGCCCAGGCCAGCCAGCUGCUAAAUCUGGAGGGGCGGACGGGGACGGCCGAGAAGAAGCUGGCGGACUGCGAGAAGACGGCCGUGGAGUUCGGGAACCACAUGGAGAGCAAGUGGGCCGUGCUGGGGACCCUGCUACAGGAGUACGGGCUGCUGCAGAGGAGGCUGGAGAACAUGGAGAACCUACUGAGGAACCGAAAUUUCUGGGUCCUGAGGCUGCCCCCGGGCAGCAAGGGGGAGGUGCCCAAGGUUCCUGUGACGUUUGUCGACAUCGCCGUUUACUUCUCUGAGGAUGAAUGGAAGAACUUGGACGAGUGGCAGAAGGAGCUUUACAACAACCUCGUUAAGGAGAACUAUAAAACCCUGAUGUCCCUGGACACAGAGGGUGCAGUGCCCAAGCCAGAUGCCCCAUCGCAGGUGGAGCCCAGGGAAGAGCCUUGCGUGUGGGAGCAGCGUGACCCAGAAGAGAGAGAAAUCCUAAUGGACCCAGACACAGGAGCAGAGCCGCUGGUGCCUGCCCAGGAUUCGUCCUCGCAGGUGAAGCGGGAGGAAGCACUGUGUGUCCGGGGGCAGCGGGGCCUGGAGGAAAGAGCCAUCCCCACGGAGUCCAUUACUGACUCACCGGCCUCUGCCCAGGACCUCUUGUCCCGGAUUAAACAGGAGGAGCACCCGUGCGUGUGGGAUCAGCAGGAUCUGGCAGAGAGAGAUAUCCCAACAGACCCCAAUUCAGAGUCUCUGAUCUCAGCGCAUGACAUUCUGUCGUGGAUCAAGCAGGAGGAGCAGCCGUACCCGUGGGGCCCGCGCGACUCGAUGGAAGGAGAGCUCGGAUUAGAUUCUGGUCCCAGUGACAGCCUGCUGCUGGUGAAGAACCCGCCCCCCGCCCCGCAGCAGCCGCCGCCGCCGCCGCCGCCCGCACCGCAGAGCCUGCCGGUGCUGCCCGCGGCCGAGAACGCGAACGCGCCGGGCGCGGGGCCCCCGGACGAGGGCUUCCCCGCGCUGGCCGGGGAGCGGGGCACGGGCGGGGCGCAGGCGGGGGGCGCGGGCGGCGGCGGCGGCGCGGGCGGGGGCCCCGGGGGCGGCGGCGGCGGCGGCUGUGGCAGCUGCUGCCCGGGCGGCCUGCGGCGGAGCCUGCUCCUGCACGGCGCGCGCAGCAAGCCCUACUCGUGCCCCGAGUGCGGCAAGAGCUUCGGCGUGCGCAAGAGCCUCAUCAUUCACCACCGCAGCCACACCAAGGAGCGGCCGUACGAGUGCGCCGAGUGCGAGAAGAGCUUCAACUGCCACUCGGGCCUCAUCCGCCACCAGAUGACGCACCGCGGCGAGCGACCCUACAAGUGCUCCGAGUGCGAGAAGACCUACAGCCGCAAGGAGCACCUGCAGAACCACCAGCGGCUGCACACGGGCGAGCGGCCCUUCCAGUGCUCGCUCUGCGGCAAGAGCUUCAUCCGCAAGCAGAACCUGCUCAAGCACCAGCGCAUCCACACGGGCGAGCGGCCCUACACGUGCGGCGAGUGCGGCAAGAGCUUCCGCUACAAGGAGUCGCUCAAGGACCACCUGCGCGUGCACAGCGGCGGCCCGGGGCUCGGUGCCCCUCGGCCUCUCCAGGCGCCGCCGGAGCACGACUAGGGCUGGGCUGGGGGAGGGGAGGGCCCGAGGCCCGAGCGGGGCUGGGGGAGCGGGCCUGGGAGGUGGCCAGAGCACCCCUGAUCCUGCCCCUGGUUCUCUCGGCGCGCCUCCCCUCCCUCCGCCUGCCACCUGCUGGAAAUUGGGAAGAGGGAUUGCACUCCAGACAGGGUUCCCCGAGGGUCGGACAGGGGUCCCCUAGAUCUGUCCGGCCUGAAUGGAUGGCCAGCUCGUCUCGUGGGGGUGAUCCAAGGGGCCUGCUGAGUGUCUUUCCGCCAGGGAAGGUGCCAGAACGGACAGUGAGGAGGCGAGAGGCUUGGGGCAGCCCCCUCGGACGCCCCGCCACCUAGCGUGCCCUGGGUCAGACCUCACUUUGUCCAGUUCGGCCACUGGAGUCACACUUGGUGAUCGGGGGAAGCAACUAGGCAGUCUCAGAAGCCCUCUGAGAUAAAUAAGGUCCUAAGGUUAAGAGAGGCUGAAUAAGGAAGCAGAAGUGUGACGGAGGUGAGGGAUGAGCUAAGGGGUACCAUCUCUGAUGACAGCACUGCCUUGCGUUCUAAUAGCGCUUUAUACUUUUUUAACGUGUUUUCUAUCCGUUAUCCGUUCUCACCCUUAGCCUGUCCCUCUGAGGGGUAGGAUUGUCCCUACUGAGAAAAGAGGCCCAGGUGGCUGCUUUACCAGGAUCACGCAAGAAGAUAGCCGCAGGGCUGGGACCAGGGCUCCUGACCCCAGUGCAGUGUCUCCCCACCACACACACUGCCUACCUCCCAUGGCUGAGAGGCUUCUCGGCCUGGCCUCUCUCGGUCUCUCUCUCUCCGGUCUCCUCCCCAGACUCAGAAAGCAGCAGGGGGCCAACUCCCAGGGUUUCUGGGGGUUGGGGAACCCAUCAGCUACACAAUGCCCUGGGUCGUGCAUCUGAAAGGCUCUUCCCCUGUAGGCAUUCCCAGGCGGCAGGUCCCCUCCCCCAGCCGGUCCUUCCCACCUCCAGUCCUUCAAUCUGGUGCAGCAUCUUGUCACUGCCCAGUAGUGACCCAGCCCUCCAGAGGCAGCUGUUGCCCUGGGUCAGACCUCACUUUGUCGAUUUAUUCCAGUUUCCCCAGGGCAAAGGGGUGAGGGAGGGGCUCCUGCUGCUGGAGCAGCCGUCACAGGAAGUGAGUCUCUUCCCAGGAGGGCUGGGCAAGUGGGUGCUAGAGUCUGAGAGCCUCAGUCUCCUGCCCUGAGCCUCCCCACUGGUGCUAUCUGUUCGCUGACCAUGCUCAAGGACAUGGACACAGACCCCACUCGGCCCCAGACCCUGCAGGCGCCUCGGGGAGGCACCCAAAGGACUCCCUUGAGCUGGUGCAUCCACUCUGUGGUCCUGAGGGGCCACGGUCUCCAUUUCUGCAUCUUGCAUGACCAGGCACUGGGAUGGGGUGGCGCGCCCAGACACCCUUGUUUGUGUCAAGAAUGACUUUUCCUGCUCCUCCCGUCGAUCCUGCUUCUCUCCCAGUUCAGGGAGCACCGUGGGCAGCCGGCAGCCGGCACCACGUUCGCCAGCGUUCCGCUUCCACCCUUCCCCUCAUCUGCGCCGCUCUGCUUUCCUCAGACCCCUUUUUGCCAUGCAAAGGGAAUUCUCGAAACUAAAUAAACGGUGUCCAGAU